Messenger RNA from Coregonus sp. 'balchen', 1538 nucleotides. Lineage: Eukaryota; Metazoa; Chordata; Actinopteri; Salmoniformes; Salmonidae. The record is from the annotation of a GenBank genome assembly.
AUGAGGUCAGGUGAGGAAUGUAUACAAAUAUUUCCCACUACAAUGACAGAGUUAUUUUUGGGAAAGUCAGAUGAUUAACUCUGGUUAAUAAUUAGUCAUAGAGAGUGGAACAAAUAUCAAAUAGCUGUCAUUUCACCAUUUUCUUCUUCCUCGUUUUAAGAGAGACAUAAAUAAGCCCUCCGACCGAUCUAGCAGAGAAGCAGGCACAAUGAGAAAGGUCACUUUACUCGCAGGUAAAAACAUUCUUAAUAUGUUCACAUAUAUUCUCUUUGUGUGAAAUUCUUCUUAUUUUUAUUGACUUUCAAUAUGUGCUUUUUAAGGUCUGUGCUUGGCUCUGUCCCACUUGGGUGAGUUUCCACAACAUUAUGACAUUUCCCACACAUUAUUAUAUUAACAUUUGAGGAUUUUUUUUAUUUGAAUUGUCACUCAGUAUUCAUCAAGAGAAUGAUGUUUGUAUUAGUCAUCUAGAAUUAUUGUGUGAUAUAUAACAAAGAUGCUACCAUGAAGUUGUGUCACCCUGGGAAAUGUUGACAGUGACUCAUAUAUGAUAGACACCGCAUUCUGUUCCUGUCUAAGGCUCUACCUCCCAACUGGUCUGCUACUUUACCAACUGGUCCCAGUACAGACCUGGAACUGGGAAGUACCUGCCGGCUAAUGUUGACCCUAACCUGUGUACUCACCUGAUCUACGCCUUCUCCAUUAUCAACCCUGCCAAUGAGCUUGCCACCUUUGAGUGGAAUGAUGAGACCCUCUACAGAUCCUUCAACGGACUUAAAGACAGGUUUGCAUCUUUUCCCAAGACAUUCUGAGAUGUUCAUGGGUAAUUGUUUACUGACAAUAGUAAUUGUAUUUUUGUCAUCCAACAGAAAUCCUCAGCUCAAAACACUUUUGGCUGUCGGUGGAUGGAUAUUUGGCACACAACAGUGAGAUCUUUUAUUUAUUAUAUUUACAUGGGUAACAGGUAGUAUAUUUUUUAUGUAUUCAUAAUAUAUUUCAUAUUUAGUAACAUCAACCUGAUUGAGCAUCCCUAAUUCUCCCUAGGUUCAGUAUCAUGGUUUCAUCACCUGCCAAUCGGCAGAAGUUCAUCCAGUCUUCGAUCAGUUUCCUGAAGAGGCAUGGUUUUGACGGGCUGGACCUGGACUGGGAGUACCCUGGAGCACGGGGAAGCCCUCCAGAGGACAAGCACAGAUUCACACUGUUGUGCAAGGUGAUGGUUAGGGUUAGCGAUAUGGCUAUGGUUAUUGUUAGGCCAGGGUGUGGACAUGAAGCUGGGGUAAGGGCUAGGGUUAAGGCUAGGGUUAGGGUUGAGCCGGGAAACAAUGCUACUAUACUUUUAUUUAGGGAUGAGGUAAAGAAAUUACAAUACAUGUAAUGCCAUAUGACAAAAAAUACAUCUGUUGUUUUUGUAGGAGCUCCUGGAGGCGUUUGAGGCUGAAGGCCAAGAAUUCAGCCACCCCAGGCUGCUGCUUACUGCUGCUGUGGCUGCUGGGAAAGGGACCAUUGAUUCUGGCUAUGAAAUUGCAGACAUUGCUAAGUAA